CAAUAAAACCUAUAUUUGCAAUUCAUGCUGAAGAUGAGAAUCCAUUCUGGAAGGAUUGCAUAGAAAAGUAUUUUGCUAGGCCUAGACAUGAUAUAUUUGAAAACAUGACACAUCCAGAAUACUUUAAAAAAUAUAACUUACAAACCAAAUGUCCUGCUUCAGCAUCCAGAAGUAACAGACAAGUUUAUCAAGAUAAAUUCAAUCAUUUGUGGUGGAAAGGACAAAGCCAAUAA
Paraglomus brasilianum is the source of this 233-nucleotide messenger RNA. NCBI's taxonomy places the organism in Eukaryota, Fungi, Glomeromycota, Glomeromycetes, Paraglomerales, Paraglomeraceae. The record is from the annotation of a GenBank genome assembly.